Molecule: messenger RNA, 1375 nt
Organism: Pristis pectinata (smalltooth sawfish)
Lineage: Eukaryota; Metazoa; Chordata; Chondrichthyes; Rhinopristiformes; Pristidae
Gene: cdk20
Product: cyclin-dependent kinase 20
Exons: 10
Coding region: 54-1175 (373 amino acids)
Biological process (GO): protein phosphorylation
Cellular component (GO): nucleus
Molecular function (GO): cyclin-dependent protein serine/threonine kinase activity; ATP binding
Source: RefSeq, a predicted model, not a curated record
CGCCGCCGCCGUUGCCAUGACGCCGCGCGGCCUGGCGCCUCAGGCCUCGGCCGAUGGAGCGGUACAGCGUCCUGGGCCGGGUCGGCGAGGGAGCGCACGGCAUCGUCUUCAAGGCCAAACAUGUGGAGACAGGGGAGACUGUCGCCCUGAAGAAGGUGGCUCUGCGCAAGCUGGAGGAUGGCAUCCCCAACCAGGCACUGCGGGAGAUCAAGGCCGUGCAGGAGAUCGAAGACAAUCAGUAUGUUGUGAAGCUGAAGGACGUCUUCCCCCAUGGGACGGGCUUCGUGCUGGUCUUCGAGUACAUGCUGUCCGACCUGUCUGAGGUGAUCCGCGACUCGGACCAGCCGCUCACCGAGUCGCAGGUCAAGGGCUACAUGAUGAUGCUGCUGAAAGGCAUGGCCUUCUGUCACGAGAACUCCAUCAUGCACCGGGACCUGAAGCCAGCCAACCUGCUCAUCAGCUCAACGGGACACCUGAAAAUCGCCGACUUUGGCUUGGCGCGGGUCUUCUCCAACCAGGGCGGCAGGCUCUACAGCCACCAAGUGGCCACCCGGUGGUACAGAGCGCCAGAGCUGUUGUAUGGAGCUCGCAAAUACGAUGAAGGCGUGGAUAUUUGGGCCAUGGGCUGCAUCUUCGGAGAGCUCCUGAACAAUUCCCCGCUGUUCCCCGGGGAAAAUGACAUCGAGCAGCUGUGCUGUGUGCUGCGGGUGCUGGGAACCCCCAAUGAGGAGAUCUGGCCGGGAAUCACGGAGCUCCCGGACUACAACAAGAUCACCUUCAAGGAGAACCCUCCCAUCCCGCUGGAGCAGAUCGUCCCGGAUGCAUCUCCGGAGGCGGUGGACCUCCUGAAACGCUUCCUGGUCUACCCAUCCAAGCAGCGCAUCAGUGCCGCUGAGGCUCUCCUGCACCCGUACUUCUUCACGGAGCCCCUGCCAGCCCACCACUCCGAGCUGCCGAAGCCCCAGCGGGGGGGACGCAAGACCCAGCAGCGUCAUGAGUUCCGCAUCGACCGGCCCGUCGGCGAGUCCGCCGUCGACCCCAAGCUCGUCGCCCCGCACGCCAGGGUGUGCCUGUCGAGCCCCGGUCCGGAAUCAGCAGACAACUGCUCCUUGCCUUCCCUCCCUCCCUCUGCUCCCAUCGAUGACGCGGCCCCGAAGGCCUCCAACGUACACUGAUGGAGAUGGCAGCCGGCGAGGUUCGAGGAGCAGCAGACUAUCUCGAGCGCUUCCCGCAGGGGCGGGGAGUCCGCGCCGCCUGCAGGAGCGCCCGGCUGCGAUGGAGGAGGCAUUGGAGCAGCCGCGCUGGCUGCUUAGCUCAGCAGGGCAGGAGCCCCCGCUCCAGUUUGUGGACGAGAUGGCGCUGACCGCCAGCAGCG